AGACGGCCAACAUGGCUUCGUUUUGACGCAGAUUUUAUUCAUUGUGUUACAAAUUUAACUUUUCAUCAUUUUCUAGGCAGUUAUGCCAACAAAGAAACGAAACAAGCACCAAAAACAUCACGUACACGACUCUGGGGAUUUUCUCGGAGAAAUCGAAGCCUUGUUUAACAAGAGAUUCGUUUUGAAAUCAAGUGGAGAAACAUGGGCACUACCGGAUUCAUCAAGCAUGUUUCAAGAACUACCGUUCAUCCUGGAAGACAUGAUCUCCUUGAAGGACGAGCUGAAUCGAAAGAAGAGCCUACUAAACGACAUGGAUAUAGUUAAGUGGCAUUUGCACACCCGUAGAGCUCAUAAAGCAGGCCUUGUUGUGAAGCACCUUCGGGAGAAUAUUCAUGCUGAGAUGUGUACUCAAGCUUGGACUAAAUUCCACGAGAUACUCAAUUCCUUCGAUCUCAUCCCAGAGAUCGCACGAAAAACUGGAAAGUUUCGAUCAGUGCACCUAUGCGAGGCUCCAGGAGCUUUUAUUGCAAGUUUAAAUCACUUUGUGAAGAGUUGUCAUCACAGUCUAGAGUGGGACUGGGUCGCCAAUACUCUGAAUCCUUACUAUGAAGGUCAUGACUUGACAGCCAUGUUGGACGAUGACAGGUUUGUUUUGCAGACAUUGUCACACUGGCAUUUUGGUGUGGAUGGAACUGGAGACUUGAUGAAGCUGGCUAACUUGGAAUCUCUUCAACAAGAUACACCUGAUGUUCAUUUGGUGACAGCUGAUGGCAGUAUAAACUGUGCUAAUCAACCAGAUGAGCAGGAAAGCCUUGUAGGACAACUGAUCUUCUGUGAGGCAGUAGCUGCCAUAAACCUGCUUUGCCAAGGAGGGAACUUUGUGUUCAAAAUGUUCACUGCAUUCGAGCACCAGAUGAUAUCCCUUCUGUAUCUUCUUGCUUGUUUGUUUCAAGAAAUCCAAGUCAUUAAACCAGGUACCAGCAAGUCAGGUAAUUCAGAGGCCUAUGUUGUAUGCCUUGCAUUUAUUGGCAAAGAGAAAAUUCCAAGCAGUGUUAUGGAAAAAGUAUGUGAAGGAUAUGGUGAACAUUGCCCAUCCUCCAGUCUGUUUUCCCUGAGUUCAAUCCCGUGCACGUUUCUGGAGAGGUUAAAAGCCUGCGAGGAGUACUUUACUAGUCUUCAAAUGGAAGCCAUUGAUCAAAACAUCAAACAGUUUUAUUACAUGAGUUCAAGGGAAUGGAAGGCUCAUGCUCAACUUCGUCAGCUUGUGGUAGAAAACUUUGUAGAAAGAUUUCACGUAAGACCAAUCAACGAAGAGGAACAUGUUGUAGCUGGUGCUUACUUAGAUGGGACACAACUGAGCUUCACCAGAGGACCUACAAAUAAUGUACCUUUUAGAGAGAGCUUUAAUGGUCGACAUCAGAUGGGAAGUUACAAUGAGAGAAAUGAGAAUCUGAACCAGGAGUGGCUCGCAAAAACUCUAGCAGAUGGACAGUUCCAAUUUCAUCCUACUCAGCUGAAGAGUUUGCAAGAUUAUUCUCAAGUUUACAAUGAAGUUCCCCUGAUUCCACUUCACUAUGAUCAAGUAGUGUGGCUUGAAGGGGCAGAGUGUGUCACACCAGAGGUCAUGGCUGCCACCUGGAAACCUCAGUCUGCAGCUUGUCUAAAUGCUGUUUUGAAUUCACGUUUCUGUACGCCAUUCUAUAUUAGCAAGUUACAAGAUGCACAUCAGCAGGCUACAAUCCUAAGGGAAGAGAAUGUCGACAACCUCAUUUCUAUAAAUGACAAAGUGUGUCCUUCAAAUAUUGUCAAGAUGUCCAAGGGUGGUGAAGCAGAAGUGAGAAAUCUUGAUAACCUCAUCUUCUUCACAGAAAUGGCAAAGUGUGAUAACUUUGGAAUUGUGUUAAAUCUUAGUGACAGUCUUGAUUAUCUGGGACAAUACCUUCAAGAAAAGCGUGCUAGAUUCAACUCAAUUCGCCUGUGCAUCUCAGCUGAGAGUGGAACACCAUUAGCAACUAUUAAUCAGGAAACUGCUUUUCAGUUUGAAGACAUUUCACAGCAUGUGAACAGGGUCUCCCAGAUAGGUGAUGAGCAGAAAAUCAAUCUUGUUUUUGCUGACCUAAACCACAGUAAUGAACUGAGUGCAAAAAGAGAGUUGGUUUCUCUGUGCAUCACUGCCCUAAAGUUGUUGGGAGAUGGUGGAAUGUUUGUUUGCCGUGUCUGUGAGACACUGACAAGAUUCAGUGUGGGCCUUUUGUACAUUUUCCACCAUAUAUUUGACAAGUUAACAAUUGUUAAACCAGUGAUGUCACAGCUGUCAAGCCCACAAAGAUUUUUGGUGUGCAAGGGAUUUCAUGGUGACAAUAAACAUUAUGCUGCUUAUCUUGAAGAGGUUCUUCACCAGCUCACAAUGCUUGCCAAUGAAGGGUCAGCUUUUGAUGUUGUAGAGAUUGUGCCCAUGCAGCUUCUGUAUGGUGAACAGUUUUAUACCUUUGUUAAACAGAUGAAUGAACAACUGGCUCAUGUACAGCUUCAGACCGUUGUUCAACUGGAGAAUUACUUCCUUUAUCCUGACAAAAUGCCGUCUGCUGAAGAGAUUUUUGAUCUCAGAGAAGAAGUGACAGCAUACUUGAAGUGACAACAGAACUUUCAUUUGAAACAAGACUGCUGAAUGCCAUCAAUAUUAUGCAGUAAUCUUUCACAGUGCAAUUUGCUUUUCAAUGCCUUUGUAGCACUUAGUAUGCAUUGCUGGCCUAUGGUUCUUUGUAACAAGUUCUUUUAUUUCAAACACAGUUAUACUCUCUGAACCAAGAGCAGCAUACUUGCUGCACCAAGUGCAACAUUGUUUUAACAAAUUCCUCAUGCAACUUGCCCGUCAACAUUCUGUCACCAGCCAAUGUAAAUGCUGCUUUCUAUACAGUGGGGGGAGGGGGAAGAGGCAGGGGGGUCAGAACCUCCUGCUUCCUAAACCUUUAUUUCCCAACUCUCGCCCCAUCAUGUCCUGCUCGAUCGUCUCUUGCUGUGUAAAUUAGGAUACUCAAAACAUUAUACUAGUCAUUUAGUUGCAUAAUCCUUAGGCAUUCCUUUGUUUUGAAAUUUUUGUAUUCUGCCUUGCUCAUCUUGCUCACCUUUUUGACAGCUUACACAACAUAUUAUCUCAGAAGAUGCUAAAUGCAAGGCAAAUAACAUUUUGGGUUCUUGUUUUUGAAAGAAUUUUAAUGCUUAAUGACCAAAAAUAACAUUUUUCUCCUACAUGCCACCCUUUUUCUUCCCCCAUACCCCCUUUGUCCCCUAU
This is a messenger RNA of Orbicella faveolata, 3292 nucleotides long. Its product is annotated as cap-specific mRNA (nucleoside-2'-O-)-methyltransferase 2-like. Gene Ontology annotation, molecular function: methyltransferase cap1 activity. Gene Ontology annotation, cellular component: cytoplasm; nucleus. Gene Ontology annotation, biological process: methylation; 7-methylguanosine mRNA capping. NCBI's taxonomy places the organism in Eukaryota, Metazoa, Cnidaria, Anthozoa, Scleractinia, Merulinidae. The record is from RefSeq and is a predicted model, not a curated record.